GAUUUCAGUAAUUUCUUGGGACGUCUUGUGUUUUUGUUGCACGCUCCAUUAACCAGAUACAAAUACAUUUACAAAUGCAAACUGGGAGAUCCUGAAUUAUGGCGGGCUCCUGCACCUUAUCGGAGCAAACAGACUCUCCGUGCAUACUCCGAUCCCCCCCCAUGUCUGCCAGCCUGCUACUGUCUGGCUUAUCAGCGCUGCUGCUGCUGCUGGAUGCUGUACGGUGCAGCAGCUCGGAUCCAGUUGAGGAUUUCAGGAUGGAAACGUGAGGAUGGAAAUGCUACUGGAACCCCGUAUUCUCGUUUUGAUAGCCCAGAAGAACAUCAGUGUUCUCUUGUGAUGCUUAUUUGAUCCAUUUGCUUUACUCCAUAGAGAAACGCUCCCGCCGGUCGAAGACGCUCCUGAAAGGAUUUUAUUGAUACGCAUCUCUCCAGAUCAGGUGCGCCGGCGUCUCCUUAACUUACCUGGGAUGAUGAUGAUUUCUGCUCAUUUCUGACUGUGAGCGACAGCGCACAGAGGGGGGGAUGUGGAUUUCAAUUUCAAAGUUUGGGUCUUCUCUUGCUGUGGGUUUCUGAGAGAGGGGGGCAUGGCUUAUGCUGAUUGGAGAUGCACGCGCCUUGUUUAACCGACUUAAUUCUGGAUGGAUGCUGUCGCUGUGAUCGCGGCUCUUCUGGCAGAUGAGUGUGCAUUUGAAUUCUCACUGUGGGAACCUAUCGCGUUCACAGCUCGCUGUGUUGUGUUUUCCGCCGGGACUGUGGUCCUGUCUCGCGGAAAGUUUGUGACUGGGAUGCGGCGGAACAUGAAGGCAGCGCACAGUGGAUCUCUGUGAAUUUCCUUCCGCACGUGGUUUCAACAUAGCGUGUCAUUUGCUAAUGGAUUUACAGUUCGAGGGUUCAUGAAGAAUGUGUUUCCGAAGUGGAUAUUCCUCCACGGGCUGGAGGGGAGAGCAGCGGACACUUCCUGGAACCACAGGUGUUCUAUACAAACAGUGACGCCAAAACCCAAAAUGCCGAGUUGUGGGUAGAGAGCCGACCUGCAUCUACCUCCCUGCAACCCCUCUCCUCGUCAUUUCCUCGUCCCCGUUUCCCUGCUUUCUUUUGGCAUCCUUUUGUCAACGCUUUUACUCCCUUUUAUUAAUACUUGUUUUAUUUUAAUCUCUAAGUUGAUCCUUUUUCAGCUCCAUCACUAUUCUCACACCUGCUGCCCACCUCGUUUUAUUGUGAACCUCCACCCUAUUCUCCUCUCUUCCCUCCCCAGACCCACCACCUCCUCCUUUUCCUCCCCCUACAGCACACAUGCAGGCCAAGAAGAGGUACCUGCUUGUGUCUGUGGGGGCCGGUCUUCUCUUCCUCAUAUAUCUGUGGGGUCUGCAAAUUGGGGAGUUCCAACAGCAGCCAUACCAGUAUCAUCAGUUUCCCCAGUACCCCCUGUAUCAUCAGUACCACCAACAAGAAUACCAGUACUACCGCCAAAGUAAGGAAGUGUACUACCAGCCCCAGCCAUUGCCCCAGAGAAAUCCAUCCAGACCACCCAGACACUGGCCGGAGUCGACCAAGCUGCUGGAGCCGUAUUUGGAGGGAGGAGAGCAGGAGGAGGACACCCCUCAGCUCCAUCAUCAGCACACCUCCCCUCGUGAACGACGGGCGAUCCGUGACAACAUCUACAAGAACAAGCGCUGCCGCAUGGAAACCUGCUUUGACUUUGCUCGCUGCCAGUCGGGAUUCAAGGUUUACAUCUACCCUCAACAGAGAGGCAGCGAGAUCUCAGAGACCUACAAGAAGAUCUUGACCUCCAUUGAAGAGUCCCGGUUCCACACCACAGACCCUUUGAGGGCCUGUCUCUUUAUUUUAGCUGUGGACACAUUGGACAGGGACCAGCUCUCAGUGCAGUACGUCCAAAACAUUAGAUCGCGUAUCCAGAACCUGCCCACGUGGAACGAUGGCAGGAAUCACCUCAUAUUCAACCUUUACUCUGGGACUUGGCCGGACUACACUGAGGAUUUGGGCUUUGAGGUGGGACAGGCCAUGCUGGCCAAGGCCAGUGCAGAUGUUGUCAACUUCCGACCUAACUAUGAUAUUUCCAUCCCUCUAUUCUCAAAGGAUCAUCCGCUAAAAGGAGGGGGCAUAGGUUAUCUGACACUUAACGAUGCACCACCUUCCAGGAAGUACCAGCUGGUUUUCAAAGGGAAAAGGUACUUAACUGGUAUAGGUUCGGAGACCAGGAAUGCUUUGUAUCACAUCCACAAUGGGGAAGAUAUUAUUCUGCUGACGACAUGUAAACAUGGCAAAGACUGGGAGAAACAUAAGGACUCACGCUGUGACAGAGAUAAUGAAGACUACUCAAAGUAAGAUUGAUUUGUGAUGUUUCUUUCACCUUUUUGUAGUUUUAAGUGGCUUUGAAAUCUUUAAAAGUCGAUUUCUUGGUCUGAAUGCUUUUCGUGCUCUGUGCAUUAGCAUUCCAUGCAAAGAGGUUCUCACCUUUAAACUGUAAUGUCCUUGCAGACUUGGAUAUUUUCAUCUGUUAAUGCAGUGCUUAUUGUGUUUUGAAACAGAUCAGCUAGCACACACUUUAGAAGAAGUAAGUUGUGAUGCUAUCUCAUUAUCAGCCGCUUCUUGCUGCUGGUUAUUUCAAAUGCAGCGAGUUUGCGGAUCAUUACAACUCCUCACAAGUGCUUGUUGUGUUGGAGUUUGCAUGUUAGUACUGUCAAUCUUUACAAAUUUGGUUUACUGGCUGCAAACUCUCCUUCUUCACAAUGUUGAGCAUUGGGGGCUGCUGUGCCUGAAGCACUUCUUCUUUAUUUGAAUUAAACAGGUUGGAUGCUUUCAUGCACAUACUUCACAAUUGCCAUGGGAGUUGAGCUUCAGUGUCGCGGUGCUCAUGAGACAAAAUGGUACAGAAAAGUGAGGGUAUUUGUGCAGGUUUGUGUAAUGUGCGUGUGUGAAGGAGAGAGAGAGGAGCAGGAGAGCAGAGAAGCAUCGGCUGAAAGAUGGAAAGUUUUUGUCAGCUCAGCAGUUGGUCGAGAGAAAAGCGAUCUGAGCCGAGAAGUUCACCUUUUGAAAGUUUUAGCUUGAGCUGACAGCUGAAAGAAGAGACUCCAUUGCACUUAGAGUGAAACAGACGCACCAUUCUUGACUCGUCUCACUUUGUUAGUCCGAGUCAUCUGUUGCAUAUUUUAGAUUUAGAAAUUGUCGAGGUCCGAAGGAAAGCUCAGUGCUGUCAAACAGCAGCUUAAAUUUUACAGUAAGAAUCUGCAUACAGAGGAGUCAGCAAAUAUUGCAUCUGAGACAUUGUUCAAUCAAGAACAGUAGUUUGGACUUUUUCUUUUCUUAAAUAAAAUGUUCCAAUGGUCCCUCACAUACAGUUAAGGUUGUAAUGGGUUUAAUGUUGAAACUUGGUCUGAAAAGCUGAUUUCACUCAUAGUGAAUUCAGGGUUUCUUGCAGACUAUAAACUUUAUUCAGUGGCCUUCAUUAGGACUACUUUGAAUCCACUUCUGGGAAAUCUGCUAAUACUUCGCUUGUAAGACCAUCAAUACAUUACUGAUAUGUUUUGGCCACUUAGUGAGAACAGAAACAAGUUUCACAGUCACAGCGAGAAGUCUAACAACUGAAUUGUUUUUAGAUGUGGUUUCACUGUGGCCUAACGGCAGAGCCUACUCUGUAAUCGACGUAAGUGGCUGACACGCUUGCCAGCAUUCAUGCAUGGUGUUUUAUGUGUUAAUUAACUUGUGAUUGUCUCUUGGUGCUUUUUAUGCAGUCCCAGCUAAGAUGGAAACAAAUAAAAUGCUGACAUCAGUGAGUCCUUAUAUUGAAGCAAUGAUUGUUGUUUUCUCACUGAUCUUCCAAAACGACACCAAAACAUUAUCGGGAAAUGCACAGGAGCAAUCAGAGGUAUUGAACAGGCCAAUCACAAGUUACAUUUCCAGACAGGUUGUAACACGGGUUAAUUUAGAGGGGUUUGCUGUUACAACGUAUCAACGGCAUACAUUUAAGUAUAAAUUUGCUGGGACUCUCAAAAUAAUAAGUGUCUUUAGCAGCUACAUGCUCUCCUAUGUUCAGGAGCUACUUUCAAACGUCUAAUUGGAGUUUAAUGCUACAAAGGUGACUACUGACUUUGCUGGAAAAUGGACAUCUUCUGUAGCAAACCUGUUAAGCUGUUUGCUGUUUAAAAUCCAAACAACACGGUGAAAGAUGCUAAAACACAAAUGGAGAAAGAGGGCAAUAAUUUGAUGUGUCUUUGUCACCACCAAUGACCCUAUAUAUAUUAUAUUGGGCAAAAUUAUAAGGCCUCUUAAUCUCUGAACUCAGGUGUUCUUAAUCCCGUUGCUACAGAUAUAUAAAAUCAAGCAUCUCUCCAUGCAGUCUGCUUUCACAAACAUUUGUGAAAGAGUGAGUCGAAAGAGCUCACUGAAUACAAGCAAGGUACUGCAAUAGAAUAAACUGCAGAUUAACUGCCAUUAACAUAUAUAACAUAUAAUAAAAAAGCUGGGACCUUCAUGUCAUGAGUUUCUAUUGCUGAGCAGCUCCUGCAGAUGUAAUGUUUAGGUGGCUCAGUCCUUUUCUCCAUGGAGUGUGUGUGUGGUCCUCUGAUCCAGCAUAAAAAUCCUCUAAAACAUUCACUGUUGACAUCGCUUGGUAUAUUUUUAUUUACUGGAAACAUUUCACUAUCUGAAGUUGGAGGUUGUAUAUGAAAAGUCAAUAGAUGAACCCCUCGGUUUCUCUUUCAUUUCAAAUCGAAUGUGCUGCAGUACAAAGCCAGCACAGCAAAAGAAAAAUCUGUCAGUGUCCCACUGCUAAUGGACUGCGGUGUGUUUCUGAAGGUGCAAUGACUGUAAUCAGUGGUACAGGAUCGCAUUUCUUGUUGCUUCACAGGCCUGUACCAAUACUUUAUCAGCAGCUGACGGCAUGCUGAGAGCACAUGUCUCUAGAAUGCAGACAAAAUAUAAAACUAUCUCAGAAAAUAAGAAUAACAAAUUGGAAAUGGUAUACGUGACCACUGUGUUCGCUGAAAGCCCCGUUUGUCUUUAAUAGUCACUUCAUUUAUUAUGUAUUGGAACAUUUUCCUGUAGGUGUGAUGUGUGGUAGGAGGAUUGUUGCUUCAGACGAAUCUAGACAAUACAAUACAAGAGUACAUUAAGACUUUUAUUUAACUUGAACUUGUUCAUGAAAAUGUGUUGAUUUAAUGAAGCUGGCUGGUAAAACUAGUGGCUUUAUGAGCAGCUUUUAGGGAAGAAAAAAAACCAACAUAAUGCAUGUUAAAGGUACUCGAAAAGAAAUCCACCAUGUACUCAAUGCUGAAUAAAGCACAAAAGGCAAUAAUGCAUAUGCUCCUGAACAGAAAGUGCUUAUAAGCCUGCCUCACUAAUUAAAUAGUACAUUAAUCAUUUUCUCAGUCUCGGUGUGAUAUCAGGCUGUUAUUAAAUACCAAAUGUUCUGCUCUAAGGUGCUCUUUUGUUCUUCUUUCUCGUAAUUUGACUUAACAAGACAUUUUAAGGAACUUUAAAGCUUGGUGUCUGUCUUACUAAUAAUAAAAGUGAUUAAGUGUGAAGGGGAACUUACUUUGUCAGAUGAGACACAUGAGAUGGUAUGUAGGGCUCUGCUUCAUGUGUGCUUUGCUGUUUAAGAAAUUGAUGGUUGAUGGUAAAUUCUAGCACGCUGUGGGAAAACUACAAGUAUGCAGCUUGUACAGUCUGUUUAGCCACUGUUGUUUUUUUUCCUGUGCAGAGAUUAUUUAAGAAUAUCCAGACUGAGCACUUGGACUAAUAAUUGACAACAACGCAUUUAGAGACUUUUGUCUCAUUAGUGAAAAACAUAUGGAGCACAGACUUAAAUACAACAAACAAAGGGUUUGAAUAAAGGUGUGUUACAUAACCCAAAUUGGCUUAAUCCAGCAAAUAUUACAGAACUGAUAAUUAUUUUGAUCAUGCAAAAAUUCUAAAUACUUCCAUUUUUAUUUAAAGCUGGAGAAACUCAGACUUUAGUAAAGAAACGUGUCCAUACUCUUUGUAGACUGAGAUCUGAAUGCAAGGAUGUGAACUAGGGCUGUUUGAUAUAACGAUAUGUAUCGGAUGAGGAUAUAAAAACGUCUAUCGUUUCAUUUUACGCUAUCGUUUGUUUCGUGGUGUCGCAAAAUAAACU
This is a messenger RNA of Haplochromis burtoni (Burton's mouthbrooder), 6135 nucleotides long. RefSeq names its product exostosin-1. Lineage: Eukaryota; Metazoa; Chordata; Actinopteri; Cichliformes; Cichlidae. Gene Ontology annotation, molecular function: glucuronosyltransferase activity; acetylglucosaminyltransferase activity. The transcript has 3 exons. The coding region runs from base 1296 to 2348 and encodes 350 amino acids. The record is from RefSeq and is a predicted model, not a curated record. Gene Ontology annotation, cellular component: Golgi apparatus.